Molecule: messenger RNA, 1368 nt
Organism: Trichoderma gamsii
Lineage: Eukaryota; Fungi; Ascomycota; Sordariomycetes; Hypocreales; Hypocreaceae
Product: anhydro-N-acetylmuramic acid kinase
Exons: 4
Coding region: 1-1368 (455 amino acids)
Biological process (GO): peptidoglycan turnover; amino sugar metabolic process
Molecular function (GO): ATP binding; phosphotransferase activity, alcohol group as acceptor
Source: RefSeq, a predicted model, not a curated record
AUGACAAUCUCCCAAACCCAGCAAAAUGGCAACCGCUCCGUUACCAACGGUCAACCACAUGAAUCCCAUAGCAAUUCUUACAACGGAAAUGGCCAUCAUCGGUCAUCUAAUACUGGUGCGCUUGAUUUGACAGUCCUGGGAAUGAACAGUGGCACUGCCAUGGACGGCAUUGACUGUGCACUGGUUCGAUAUUACCAACAGACUCCGGAUGACGCUCUACACAUGGAGCUCAUUAAAUAUGAUGAGAUCCCCGUACCCCAAUGGAUCAAGAAACCCGUUCUCACAAUGCUUCGCGAGACCAAGACAACUCCCUCAAAAAUGUCACAACUUAAUAUGGACAGUAUUGAUCUUAUUGGGUCACAUGGGCAGACCAUUUGGCUUCUGUCCAUGCCAGAAGAAGGGGAGACACGUUCUGCAUUCUGCCUUGGAGAGGGCACAGUCAUCAGUGCCAUCACUGGAAUCACAACUGUGACAGACUUCCGAAUGGCAGAGCAAGCAGUGGGCAGACAGGGUGCCCCAUUGGUUGCUCUGAUUGACGGUCUUCUGCUUCAUCACCCGACCAAGUGGCGUGUCUGUCAGAACAUUGGCGGAAUUGCUAAUCUCUGUGUCAUCCCUCCUGAUUCCGAGGGUGGAGUUGACUCAAUGGUCGACUGGGACUGCGGUCCGGGCAACAUGUUCAUUGACAACGCCAUGAGAUAUUUCACAAACGGCGAGAUGGAAUACGACAAGGACGGCGAAUGGAGCUCCAGAGGUAACGUGCGCCAGGACAUUGUCGACAAGUUUCUGAGCACAAACAUGUACUGCAACCACGUCCCUCCCAAGACCACCGGACGGGAGACAUUUGGCGACAACGAAGGCCAAGAAAUCAUUGAUGAAUGUCUUGCUGCUGGGUGCAAUAAGUACGAUACACUAGCAACCAUUACUCGGAUCACGGCGCAGAAUAUCAUCAAGCAAUACCGCACAUUCUUCCCUCGCUUUGGCAUUAGCGUGGAUAAGAUUGCAGAGGUGUAUAUGUGCGGCGGUGGUGCUCGGAACCCGAGCAUCAUCAAAUAUCUUAGGGAGCAGCUUCCGGAUACCAAGAUACGGGCACUAGAUGAGACCGGAGUUCCAUCAGAUGCCAAGGAGGCAGUUUCAUUUGCCCAACAAGCGAUGGAGGCCAUUUUAGGGCGACCGGCUCUGGUUCCAAUCAAUAGUGACAACCUACUGCCUAACACAAUCUCAGGCAAAAUUGCUCCUGGCAGGAGAUGGCGCGAGGUCAUGAAGUCAAGUAUCAAAUUUGGCGAGGGUCGCUCGACCUUGCCUACAGUUAAGGAGAUGAUUGUACAAAGACCUUACACUAGCUGGAAAGCUAUGCAAGCUUUUGAUUGA